This is a messenger RNA of Dendrobium catenatum, 1155 nucleotides long. RefSeq lists its product as uncharacterized. The coding region runs from base 1 to 1155 and encodes 384 amino acids. Lineage: Eukaryota; Viridiplantae; Streptophyta; Magnoliopsida; Asparagales; Orchidaceae. The transcript has a single exon. The record is from RefSeq and is a predicted model, not a curated record.
AUGCGUCAACCUCCUGGCUUUGUCGACCCACAGCAACCCGAUUCAGUUUGCAAACUCCACAAAUCCCUCUACGGUCUCAAGCAAGCACCUCGUCAAUGGUUCAACAAGCUCACAACGUUUCUCCAACUUCAAGGAUUCGGGUUCAGUCGUUCCGAUCCCUCUCUUCUAAUUUUUCAUAAAAACCAUAUUCAGAUUUACUUUCUCAUUUACGUUGACGAUUUCCUUGUCACAGGCAACGAUUGUUUCACGAUCAACCACAUUCUCGGUCAACUUCAAGAACAAUUCGCGCUCAAAAAGUUGGGACAGAUCUCUCUCUUCUUGGGAAUCCAGGUAAUUCGAUCCUCAACUGGCUAUUUUCUCACUCAAGAACACUAUGCUUCGAAAAUCCUUCAUGAUGCAGGCUAUGCCGACUGUAAGCCGGCUCCCACACCGCUCGCAACCAACUCCAAGACUGCACAAACAUCAACGGCUCCAUUUCAUGACCCAACACUCUACCGCAAGCUAGCCGGGUCCUUACAAUACCUCUCCAUUACGAGACCCGACAUCGCAUUCGCCACCAACACAGUAUGUCAGCAUAUGCAGAAUCCGACGGAUCAAGACUUCAAGACCCUCAAACGUAUAUUACAUUAUGUCAAAGGCACAAUCACUUACGGGUUUCCCAUUACUACCGGACCUCUAGAGUUGCGCGCCUACACUGACGCCGACUGGGCAUCGGACGCAUCAGACAGGAAGUCGAUCUCAGGCUUUUGCACAUUCUUAGGUCCAAAUCUCAUCUCUUGGACGGUUAAGAAGCAAGCAACCGUGGCCAAAUGCUCAACUGAAGCGGAAUACCGAUCCUUGUCCUCCGCCCUUUCUGAUGUGAUCUGGCUUCGCAGACUUGCCGAAGAACUUCAGAUACCGCAACCAAAUCCGACCAUAAUUCAUUGCGAUAACACCUCGGCAAUCGCCAUAGCUAAGAACCCUGUGUUUCACGCAAGGACGAAACACAUUGAGAUCGACUAUCACUUCAUACGUCAACACAUCAACUCCAAUACCGUUCGGCUCAGUCACAUUUCCUCCAAUGAUCAAAUCGCCGACAUUCUGACUAAACCUUUUUCCUUCACUCGCUUCAACGAACUAAGAACCAAAUUAAACAUUCGACCGUCGAAUGCUUAA